This is a messenger RNA of Dipodomys ordii (Ord's kangaroo rat), 2666 nucleotides long. RefSeq names its product SPARC related modular calcium binding 2 (gene Smoc2). Gene Ontology annotation, biological process: extracellular matrix organization. The record is from RefSeq and is a predicted model, not a curated record. Gene Ontology annotation, molecular function: protein binding; calcium ion binding; heparin binding. The coding region runs from base 1 to 2178 and encodes 725 amino acids. Lineage: Eukaryota; Metazoa; Chordata; Mammalia; Rodentia; Heteromyidae. Gene Ontology annotation, cellular component: basement membrane. The transcript is spliced from 14 exons.
AUGAGGAUCACCCCUAGUGCACCCCGAGGACCACCCCCAGUGCACCCCGAGGACCACCCCAGUGCACCCCGAGGAUCACCCCCAGUGCACCCCGAGGACAACCCCCAGUGCACUCCGAGGACCAUCCCCAGUGUACCCCGAGGACCACCGCCAGUGUACCCCGAGGAUCACCCCCAGUGCACUCUGAGGACCAUCCCCAGUGUACCCCGAGGACCACCCCCAGUGCACCCCGAGGACCACCCCCAGUGCACCAUGAGGAUUACCCACAGUGUAUCCCGAGGACCACCUCCAGUGCACCUGCACCCCGAGGAUCACCCCAGUGCACCCCGAGGACCACCCCCAGUGCACCCCGAGGACCACCCUCAGUGCACCCCGAGGAUCGCCCCCAGUGCACCCCGAGGACCGCCCCAGUGCAUCCUGAGGACCACCCCCAGUGCACCCCGAGGACCACCUGCUCCUAAGGGCCACUGUCCCUCCAGGUCCUCACAUGUCCACAUUCCCUGGGUGCCCUCCCUGGUAGAACAUGAAAACGCUCUGGUGCAGGGUGACCUGGGUGGCUUGUUCCUGAGAGUGGAUCAAGACAAAGGCAGAGACUGCAGCGCGGACUGCACGGGCUCCCCGCAGCGGCCGCUGUGCGCGUCCGACGGGAGGACCUUCCUGUCCCGCUGUGAGUUCCAGCGCGCCAAGUGCAAGGACCCCCAGCUAGAGAUCGCCUACCGCGGGAACUGCAAAGUGCUGACCUCGGAGCGGCCGUGGGAGCGCAGAGGCGGCGUCCACCGGGACCUUCCCGUCACGCCCGCGUUCUCUGCGUGGGCAGAAUGCCGAGGGCUGCGGCAGCUCCUCAGCACGGAGGCACCGGUGUGGGUGUGGAUGGACGGCUACCCGUGUGACCACCAGGCGGUCACUGGGCCACUGGCGGAGCAGGGGGCGGACGGCCUACGAGGGUUCCUGGAGCACGGAGCCUGGGCCAGUAGGCCUGGCGAAGCUCCCAACGCUGGGGCGCCCGCCAUCCUGGGCUGGGAGAUCGGCCUGGCAGCGUCGCGCCCCCGUUCUCAGGUCCAGUGCCACAGCUACACAGGGUAUUGCUGGUGUGUCACACCCAACGGAAGGCCCAUCAGCGGCACCGCUGUGGCCCACAAGACGCCCAGAUGCCCGGGUUCUGUAAAUGAAAAAUUACCCCAACGGGAAGGCACAGGAAAAGCAGAUGAUGCCGCAGCCCCAGCGUUGGAGACUCAGCCUCAAGGAGACGAAGAAGACAUCGCGUCUCGGUACCCAACACUUUGGACAGAGCAAGUGAAAAGUCGGCAGAACAAGACCAAUAAAAAUUCAGCAUCCUCCUGUGACCAGGAGCAGCAGUCGGCCCUAGAGGAGGCCAAGCACCCCAAGAACGACAACGUGGUGAUCCCGGAGUGCGCCCACGGCGGCCUCUACAAGCCCGUGCAGUGCCACCCGUCCACCGGCUACUGCUGGUGCGUGCUGGUGGACACGGGGCGGCCCAUCCCCGGCACCUCCACCAGAUACGAGCAGCCCAAGUGUGACAGCACAGCCCGGGCACACCCAGCCAAGGCCAGGGACGCGUACAGAGGCCGGCAGCUGCAGGGCUGUCCUGGUGCCAAAAAGCACGAGUUUCUGACGAGCAUCCUGGACGCGCUGUCCACAGACAUGGUCCACGCAGUCUCAGACCCAUCCACCUCCUCUGGCCGGCUCUCGGAACCAGACCCCAGCCACACCCUGGAAGAGCGCGUGGUACACUGGUACUUCAAGCUACUCGAUAAAAACUCCAGUGGAGACAUCGGGAAGAAAGAAAUCAAGCCUUUCAAGAGAUUCCUUCGGAAGAAAUCCAAGCCCAAGAAAUGUGUGAAGAAGUUUGUUGAGUAUUGCGACGUGAACAACGACAAGGCCAUCUCUGUGCAGGAGCUCAUGGGCUGCCUGGGCGCCUCCAAGGAGGAAGCCCACAGAGCCCCACUUCAAAGCCCAGGCCUGGUUCCAGCCACCAGCCCUGCCCCCCAGCUCAGCUCCAUGUCGGCCUGCUCCUCUCUUCCACAUGGCUGUCCCGGUCUCCUGUGGCCCAGCCCCUGGGCCCCGUGGAAGGGAAGACCACCCCGCACAGACCACGAACAGGCUCCGGCCGAAGGCACAGCAGGCUAUGUGGAGGGGGCAGACCGGCCGCAGGUGUGAACACCCACCGCCCAUGGUUGUGGCUCCCCUCUUUCCUAACGCCUCAGGGGAGAGGAGGCAUGCUGAGGGCGUCCUGAUGUUCCAGCGAGAGGGACCGGGAGCUGGACGCCCACCCUGGGGGCAGUGGGCAGUCCUUCACGUGGGGCCAGAGCUGCCUGCAGACCCGAGCAGUGGUCAGUGCUGGCCUGCUGGCCCCGAGGACCUGUGUGGAGCAUGGGCGGGAGCCGGAGCAGCCCGUGAAGCCUCAGCUCAGACUCCGGCAGACAGUCCUUCCUGGCCUGUGUCUCCCGCCAGUUACCAACGCUGGUGUCUAGUUGUGUGUGCAGAUAGUUCAUGAGUCUUUUGCUUGUUUAAGCUAUGCAACGGUCAAACACAUGCCAGCAUUGUCUAGGUAACGCUUACCAUCCUAAAUGUUUUGGAUAAUCUUUUAUAUUUUUGAACUUCAAAUUUAAUCGUUUUUCUUAGAUUAAAAUAUGCUAUCAAAAGUG